Gavialis gangeticus (Gharial) is the source of this 11044-nucleotide messenger RNA. It is a transcript of the gene PRDM16, whose product is annotated as PR/SET domain 16. Gene Ontology annotation, cellular component: nucleus. Bases 840 to 4640 code for a protein of 1266 amino acids. The transcript has 17 exons. The record is from RefSeq and is a predicted model, not a curated record. Gene Ontology annotation, molecular function: recombination hotspot binding; histone H3K36 methyltransferase activity; histone H3K4 methyltransferase activity. Gene Ontology annotation, biological process: positive regulation of reciprocal meiotic recombination. NCBI's taxonomy places the organism in Eukaryota, Metazoa, Chordata, Crocodylia, Gavialidae.
AAAAAAAAAAAAAAAAAAGGGAAAAAAAAAAAAGGGAAAAAGGGCGGGGGGAAGAAAUGAAAAGAAGACAAAGAUAAAAGUAAGAAACCGAUGUUGUUUCAAAUUUUAAUAAAAAGAUUCAGGAAUCAGGUCUGGGUGGCAAGCCAAGGCAUUCUCUAGCGGCGGAGUUCAAAAGAAAUAUUCUGGUGCAAAGCGUUAAAUGACAGCAGGAUGCAAAUCUCAAACAACGCUGCAAACAGCCCCACGCACCCCCGAGCCCGCGGGGGGAAAAAAAGGCAAAAGAAGAAGAAGAAAAAACCUUGUGUGAAAAGUUACAGUAAAUUUUUUUUUUCCUCCCCAAUAGUUUUUCCCUUUCAAUAAAAAGCAUGUUUAAAAUACGUGCGAUCGCCGAGCGAGCCCCGCUCUGCAAGUCCCUGCUACAGCAGCGCGAGGGAAGAAGAAGAAGAAGAAAAAGAAGAACAAUAAUAAUAAUCAUAAUAAUCACCUCUUUCUAGGAUGGCACCUUGAUCCUUAAAUAUUGUCCAGUGUGUAAGGUCAGUGUGCGGAGAGUAAGGAGGAGAGCGGGCUGACUUUUCUUAAAGGGGCAGAUCAGGGAAAGGCUCUGAUGGUGCUGGGGGGGGGGGAGAGAUAAGUGAUCUGAAGAAGAGGAUAGGACAAAAAAAAAAACCUGAUGAUGAUGAAUACAUUGGAAACUUUUUUUGGCCCUGGUGAGGGUGUCAGAUUGAAUGCUCUGUGCGCAUGUGCGAAGGUGUCCAAACUGACAAUGCUUGGGAGAUGAAGAUAGUGUGUAGCUGCUUCUGGGCUCAAGGAGGGAGGAGAAGAAUCCACAAGCCGACAAGAUGAGAUCCAAGGCGAGGGCGAGAAAACUGCCCAAAAGUGAUAGCGAAAUUGUAAAUAAUAUGUACGAGACCGAUCCCGAUCUCCUGGCUGGUGAGAGUGCAGAGGAGGAAACAGAGGACAGUAUUAUGUCCCCCAUCCCUGUCGGCCCUCCAUCACCUUUUCCCACCAGCGAGGACUUCACCCCCAAGGAGGGCUCACCUUAUGAAGCUCCUGUCUACAUUCCUGAUGACAUUCCAAUACCAGCAGAUUUUGAACUCAGAGAAUCCUCGAUUCCAGGGGCAGGGCUAGGGAUCUGGGCCAAAAAGAAGAUUGAAGUUGGGGAAAGAUUUGGACCUUACACGACAGUGCAAAGGAACACGCUAAAGGAAACAAACUUUGGAUGGGAGCAGAUGCUGACUGAUCCUGAGGGGGCAUCCCAAGAGGGCAGUAUAAAAAAGACCACUGAUGAAUUGGGGAAUGAGAAAUUCUGUGUUGAUGCUAACCAGACCGGAACUGGAAACUGGCUGAAGUACAUCCGAGUGGCCUGUUCCUGUGAUGAACAAAAUCUAGCUGUGUGUCACAUUAAUGACCAGAUCUAUUAUAAAGUUAUUAAAGAAAUUGAGCCAGGAGAAGAACUGUUGGUGUAUAUGAAGGAAGGGGCUUAUUCGCUUGGGAACAUGCCACCCAGUAUGGAAGAGGAGCACACAUUUCGCUGCGAAGACUGUGAUGAACUCUUCCAGUCAAAGCUGGACCUGAGGCGGCACAAGAAAUAUGCCUGCAACUCUGUCAGCUCUCUGUAUGAGACCCUGAACGAGGAGAUAAAACAGGAAGGCCUCAGCGAUGGGCAGGUCUAUGAGUGCAAAGACUGUGAGAGAAUGUUCCCCAAUAAAUACAGCUUGGAGCAGCACAUGGUAAUCCACACGGAGGAGAGGGAGUACAAGUGUGACCAGUGUCCAAAGGCUUUCAACUGGAAAUCAAACCUGAUUCGUCACCAGAUGUCACAUGACAGUGGCAAACGCUUUGAAUGUGAAAAUUGUGUGAAGGUGUUUACCGACCCCAGCAAUCUCCAGCGGCACAUCCGUUCCCAGCAUGUUGGCGCACGAGCUCACGCCUGCCCGGACUGCGGCAAAACCUUUGCCACUUCAUCUGGCCUCAAACAACACAAGCACAUUCACAGUACUGUCAAACCUUUCAUAUGUGAGGUCUGUCACAAAUCCUACACACAGUUCUCCAACCUGUGCCGCCACAAACGGAUGCAUGCAGACUGUCGCACUCAGAUCAAAUGCAAGGACUGUGGGCAGAUGUUCAGCACUACCUCCUCUCUCAACAAGCACCGGCGCUUCUGCGAGGGCAAGAACCAUUACAACCCUGGGGGGAUUUUUGCCCCUGGCCUCCCUUUAACUCCAACCUCCAUGAUGGACAAAUCCAAACCCUCACCCAACCUCAACCAUGCCAGCCUGGGAUUUAACGAUUACUUUCCAUCCCGACCGCACCCAGCAGGUCUUCCAUUUUCACCUGCUCCCCCAGCAUUUCCCACCCUCACUCCAGGAUUCCCAGGGAUUUUUCCACCGUCUCUGUACCCUCGGCCUCCCUUACUGCCUCCCACCUCGCUGCUCAAGAGUCCACUGAACCACACUCAAGACGCAAAACUUCCAAGCCCCUUGGGGAACCCAGCCCUGCCUCUGAUUUCUGCAGUGAGCAACAGCAGCCAGCCUGUCUCAGGAGAGGAGAAAUGUGAAAGCAACCUAGAAAAUUCCUACCUUGACAAGCUGAAAGCCAGGAACAGUGACAUGUCAGAUGGCAGCGACUUUGAGGAUGUCAACACCACCACAGGCACAGAUCUGGAGACCACGACUGGUACUGGGUCUGACCUGGACAGCGAUGCAGAGAGCGACAGGGAAAAAGUGAAGGACAAAAGCAAACAGACUGAGAGCAAGCCAGACUUUGUCGGCAGUUCUGUGUCCACAAGUUCUGUCAGCAAUGCGAGUGAGAUCCCCCUUUUCUAUUCUCAGCACUCGUUCUUCCCUCCCCCCGAAGAGCAGCUGCUGCCUACGACAGGGGCAGCCAAUGACUCAAUAAAAGCCAUUGCCUCCAUUGCAGAGAAGUACUUCGGGCCUGGCUUCAUGGGAAUGCAGGAGAAGAAGAUGGGUUCCCUCCCAUACCAUUCUAUGUUCCCAUUUCAGUUCCUCCCCAAUUUUCCCCAUUCACUCUAUCCUUUCACGGAGCGGACCCUCAAUCACAACUUGCUGGUCAAGGCUGAACCAAAGUCACCCAGGGACCUUCACAAAGUGGGCAGCAGCAGCUCAGAAUCGCCCUUUGAUCUCACCACAAAACCAAAAGAGAUUAAGCCAAUCUUGCCGCCACCCAAGGUCCUGCCAGCCCCAUCUUCUGGGGAGGAACAGCCACUGGAUCUGAGCAUCGGCAACCGCAUCCGUGCCAGCCAGAAUGGAGGGAGGGAGCCCCGGAAAAACCACAUAUAUGGGGAAAGGAAGCUAAUGGGUAGUGAAGUGCUACCCAAGAUUUCUCAGUCUCAGCUCCCUCAGCAGCCAUCCCUGCAUUAUGCUAAGCCAUCGCCCUUUUUCAUGGACCCCAUAUACAGCAGGGUGGAGAAGCGGAAGGUGACAGACCCAGUGGGUGCCCUAAAGGAGAAGUACUUGCGACCCUCCCCGCUGCUUUUUCACCCCCAGAUGUCAGCCAUAGAAACCAUGACAGAGAAACUGGAGAGUUUUGCAGCCAUGAAGGCAGACACUGGCACUUCUCUGCAGCCCCUCCCACAUCACCCCUUCAACUUCCGGUCCCCACCUCCCACGCUGUCAGAUCCCAUCCUGCGCAAGGGCAAGGAGCGCUAUACCUGCAGGUACUGUGGUAAGAUCUUCCCACGGUCAGCAAAUCUGACAAGGCAUCUCCGGACACACACAGGGGAACAACCCUACAGGUGUAAAUACUGUGACAGAUCAUUCAGUAUUUCCUCUAACCUCCAGCGGCACGUCAGAAACAUUCAUAACAAGGAGAAGCCAUUCAAAUGCCACCUGUGUAACCGAUGCUUUGGGCAGCAGACCAAUCUAGACCGACACCUGAAGAAGCACGAGCAUGAGAAUGUUCCAGUGAGCCAGCAUUCUGGAGUCAUCACAAACCACCUUGGGACCAGUGCCUCCUCUCCAAACUCAGAAUCCGACAACCAUGCACUUUUAGACGAGAAAGAGGACUCGUAUUUCUCCGAAAUCAGAAAUUUUAUUGCAAAUAGUGAGAUGAAUCAAGCAUCAACUUUAGCAGAUAAAAGGCCAGAAAUCCAAGAUAUAGAUGGCAGCUCCCAAUGUCAUGGAUUAGCAAGUGAGAAAGCAGAAGAUGUGGAUGAUGAAGAUGAAGAACUGGAAGAGGAAGAUGAUGACAGCCUGACAGGGAAAUCGCAAGAGGAAACAGUAUCGCCCACAACAGAGCCCCGAGGAACAUUUGAGGAUGAGGAGGAUGAAGAGCCCACAUCCCUCACCAUGAGCUUUGACCAUACCCGAAGGUGUAUUGAGGAGGACGAAGCCGGCUUGUUAGAUUUGGAGCAGAUGCCGAAUUUUGGGAAGGGGCUGGAUCUUCGCAAAGCAGCCGAGGAAGCAUUUGAAGUUAAAGAUGUGUUUAAUUCCACCUUAGACUCUGAGACAAUAAAACAGACUCUGUACAGGCAGGCUAAAAACCAGGCUUAUGCAAUGAUGAUGUCCCUUUCUGAGAAUGCUCCCCUCCACACUUCCUCCCAGAAUUCUCUGGAUGCUUGGUUGAACAUGGCAGGAGCAGCUUCAGAGUCGGGGACCUUUAACCCCAUUAACCACCUCUGAGAGGUCGAGAAGGCACUGGGUCAGAGUCCAAGCGAGGCAGCCGCGGUGCUGUGAUUGCCCUAUCAGAAAUUCCAGCAAUCAGAAGAUGGAUCCCAGGGCCUCGGGCAGUCAGCUGGGGAAAGAAACCUGUCAUGUGUGAUCUGCAGCUCCUGAAUUUUUCUCUCUCUGCAGCUGUUCAGUUCAAACGUGUCGGAACAAAACUCUCCAAACCGGAUAGCCCUGAAGCUGCCCUAGGACCCCACCAUCGCUAAGGAUAGUGUUAACAAGACGGGAAUUGCAUUGGUGCAAUCAAAUAUUGGCCCCCUCAGAGUUGCAAGACAAUACCGCUGAGCCAGCUAGAGUCUCCUUCUAAACUCACACUUGAAACCAUGUGACUCUCCACCAUCCAUUCAGUUCAGUUGACUAACUGUAACAAGGAAAACAUGAAACUAGAUCACAUCCGUCCCUGGUGUAAUUCUAAAUGUGGUUACUGGAAUUAUACCAAGGAAGGGCAAAGUUGGGCCUAUUUUAUUUAACUCGCCUCUUUUAAAGAGAUUGAAAUUCUGCAUCUGCAUAGAUUUCCACCUUCCCCUCCGCACGUCCGCCAUCAUCCCCAGCAGAACAUAUACAUGCAAGGCAAAAUGGUGCAGUGAGUCUGCAAUGCAGGCAAUCGGGAUCCCCUACAGCUGGGAUCAUAUCUGCCAGGAGUGUUGCUGGAGCUGGGGACUUAGCUGCAUCGGACAAAACGGUGGACUGUGCCUUGUGAGCUCUGCCCUGGAAAACCCACCCCUCUGUUGCUUCUCCCAGAGGGUCUUUAGAAUGAGGCCCCUGCAGUAUUGGUGGGAGCCUGGAUUUUGGCAGAAACCUCUGCCCCAUGCCCUCAUGUUGGUUUGUUGGUGGUUGCUUAUGCACAGCACCCUGCCAUAAUUUGGCCCAUCGUUUUGAUAACAUGCCUAAAAUUUCUUGGCUUUUAGUAAGCUUAUGAGUAUAGAUCUACUUAAACAAGUGGCUAAGAAAAUGUAUCAUCUUUCUGAAUCUAAAUCUAUUUGCAAAUUUUUUUACGGAUAAUUUUAAAUUGCUCAGAAGUCUCAGCUUUUUGGCUGACACAAAACAGCCUCCAGGAAUAUUGCAGCGUGUCUGUGCUAUUUCCGCGUUGUGAUAGCCACCUGGUAUUUUAGCUGGUAUUUUAUAGGUAAAAACUAAACUUGAAAAUAAUUAUGACAAGGGGGGUUGAAACAUGACAAGGAAUUACAUUGGCAACACAGAUGAUGCUUGUGGCUUAUGUUUGAGAAAUUCCUAGGUAUUUUGUCAUAGAAUUAGGGCUCUCUCUGGCCUGAAACUUUAAGUAACAGCAAGGGUGCCACAAACUUGCCCAUUCAAUGUGCUGUAUCAGCGACUUGCUAAGGUCCUUGAGGUGCACUGAUGACCCAGUUGCUUAAAGCCUUCAUUCAAAGUCCAUUGGUGUCAAUAGGAGUUUUCCCAUUGACUUCAGUGGACUCUGGGCCAGGCCACUUCUGAAUAUUUGCAGAACUGGGUCACUAGCCAACUUCUGAGGAACUAACUCACAAUAGUAAAUGCAUCUGCUGGUCAGUGUUUAUAAAAUUGCUCCCUGCCCUGGUAUUAUCUGUAACAGAACAGACUGCAGCUGCUAUGCUAUUGAACAUGGAGAAGGAGAUCGCUGGAGCAGAGGUCCCUGCAUGCUGUGCUUCAUCUUGAGGUAGCUGCUCAGGUUAAGAUGGAACAUUGUAUUCUGGGGCCUGCAAUCUUAGUGGGCCACACUUCAAGACAUGAGGCUGGGUUUUAGCAUGCCAGGAGCUUCUGUUGGACGGCUCAUGGCACUGUGCUUUGUGUGCCUCUCGGGUAAAAGGAAUGAAAGGCUCAUUAGCAGUAUCAAAUUAUUCCCCCCCGUUCACUCAGAGAGGGACAUCUCUCCUGCAUGCCUCUCCAAGUCACCGCAUAUAAGUGCCGAAAGCUCCAAAUCCAAUAGCGAUAUGUAACUAACUCCCCUGUUUCAAAUGUUUGCACAAAGCUCUUGGCGAGGUGUAGCCCAAGAACUGACAAUGUCAGGAGAAACCAGUCUCUAGGAGUCAGAUGGAACAUUCCUAACCCUGGCACAUCUGCCUAUGGUAUAACAUAACAGUACUUCCCAUUCACUUGGGCUUUAAAUUAUUCCCAUAGGGGCCAAUUUAAAAUAAUAAUUAAUUGUUCUUUUCCUGAUGGAAUUUACCUUAAUCUGUAUAUAACUUGUAAGUUUUUCUAAUUCUUUUCUUAUUUUAUUUCUUCCUUAACAGUAUUUUUUGCAUUAGAUAUCAUUAUUGUGAAGAAAUAAUGUUAAUAUAAGUAUGUAGUGAAGGACCAAAAUUGUGUAAUUAAGGUUGUAUGUUGUAUGAUUGAUAACCAGGGAGUAGGAAGAUAUUUUUAUGUGCCAAAUGACCCUAAAUAAUCCUGCUGUUCUUGCUGCCGAUUUUCCAGACAAUCAUGUAUUUUGUUAAAUUUGAGUUUCAAUUACAUUUGCAUUUAGAAUAAGUGUUCUAUUUAUUUCUUUUAUUUUGUUUGUUUGGGGGAAAAAAUAUCAUAACCAGAAAAAAACCCUCCCCAAAUACCCUUAAUAGGACAAAAUAAUCAAAACUCAAAAAGCAAGGAGAAGUGUAAAUAAAAACAACUGUGAAAAUCCAUAUUGUGGCCAGGAUGCCAUACAAUGCAAAUGUGCCAUAUGUUAAAAACUAAUCAAUGCUUAUUUAUAUAAAGGAAUGGAAGAAAAAUCCUGCCAGUAUAAUUUUUUUUUAAAUAUAAACAAUCUACACUUUGUAAAUACCUGGAACACGAAUCUAGAAGUGUAGGUGGGUAGUUGCAGGAUAACACUGAUUCCAUUAGAGUUUAUAGCCAUUUGCAAAAGCACCAGGUCUAAUUACUAGAGCUAAAAGGUUAUUCUUGUGAAAAAGAACUCCAUAGUCCAUAGCAAGGCUGUCACCCACAUAGGGUUGGUUUAAUCUUUGCUCUGAAAAACAAGUAUACCCUAAAAGGACCUUCCCAGGUGAGAACCUCAAAUCUGUAGACACUUACAUAUCUGUAACUGUACUCACAUGAGUAGCUUGGCAGAAGUACUUAUGUGAUCAUCUCCAGGACCGGGCUUUAGAGUCUCUCAUUCCUGUGAUCAGCAGCGGGCACUAUAAAGCCCUAACUUGGCAAAACACCUAAGUGUGUACCUAACUUUAAACUUCGAAGUAAAUCAAUCCCUGUUCAGUUAAAGUACUUACGCAUGUGCCUAAAUCCUUGUGAAGUCAAUGGGACUAUUCAUGUGCUUAAAGGUAAGCAUGUGCUCUCAUUCCUUUCUGGAUUGGGGCCAGAGUGCUCUGCCACUUGUAGGAUCAAGUGCAAAGAGCAAGAGUCCUUUGGUGUUUUGUUUGAAAGUCACUGACAUCAGUUCUCCUUAGCUUUGCUCCUCCGUAUGAGGGGAUGACAGGGCAACCAGGUGUCUCCAAGUGAGCACAGAGGCUGUAACAGAAGUGUUACACAGGCCUUUUUUGUCUUCCCUCCAGGGUACAAACUCAGCCCUGCUGUUGUUUGCAUUGCUUCUUCAGAAGAAGAAUGUAGGAAAAGCUCUGAACUCUGUGUCCCUUUUCCCUUAGCCUCUACAAAGGAGGCUGUGCCAUCCCUGCUUGCACUGAGCAGUCCUGCUGAUCUUCUGAUCACUGUGAGCAGGGGCUGACGCACACUUUGCCCUUCUUUACAAAAAUGAAAGAUCUUUUAAAAAUCAUAAAAUAAUUUAUUUUUUUUCUUUUCAGUUUCCUGUUACUUUAAAAAAAUAUUCCUAUAGCUGGUCUCUCUGCCAAUGUUAGGAUCCAGACCUCUCUAAACCAGUUCUGAUGACCUGUUUUAGGGUUUUUUUCAGUAACGUAACAAACACAAUGCUUAGUUGAGUUUAUAUUUAUCUGUUAACCCCUCAUUCAAUUGCACUUAAAAUGUGUUCCAGUUUGUAGCUGAUUUUUGUUUUUUUCAGGUUUUUGAUCUUACUUUGAAGGAUGUUUCCUGAGACUUGCUUGUGUUUAGAAUAAAUAGAGACAAGACGGAGCCUACCAUCAGAAUUGAAAUUAUUUUUUAGCACUAGCCAUGAGAAAAACCUGGGUCCCUAGUUUCAGUUGCAUGUGGAGCAGUGCAGCUCAAAUAUACCCUGCACCACUAAUGCAUUACGCUCAGGAAGCAAUGCUAUCUAUGUGAUGCAUCAGACUGUGUAGUUAGAGCAAAUGCAGCUUGGUAUUUCUUUGAAAUCAAGGGUACCAUCGUAGAUGUGACCCCAGCCACCAACUAUUGGGGGGGUGGGCACUAUUGCUUUAAUCUGUUUUUGCAGCUCCAGUAGGUAACAACAUUGCCACCAUAGCAAAGGGAGGGAAUGGGAUGCAUUACAUCAUUGCUCUUGUCACAAGGGAUGAGCCAACAAAUCGAUCAGCAGCUGAGGCCAUGGAUGAGCCUCUGGCUGUGCCAAAUUGUUCUGUACUGCUGAAAUGGAACUGUGUGUUGAUGGGCCCUUCCUUCUGUUAUAGCUACUUCGAAUGUAGAUACUUUAUAGACGAGCUAAAUAUAAGCGUUAAAAAGUGGUUUGCUGUCCUUGCUGCUCCUUUGUGUUGCUCACAGCCUUCAAAAUAAUGAUGUCAGUCAUGGGAUUGGUGCAGAGUAUUCCCAGAGCAAUGCUGUUGCUGUGCUACUUGGCAUUCUAGUACAUCUAGGUCGAAUGCAUCCGCUUUGUUGCUGGAUGUACCAGAUGUGUCCAGGAUUUGUUGUUAGAUGCACCAGGUAUGUUUCUGUAGAGGAUACCUGCUGGGCUCCUGCAGGCUUCAGGUGCCUACUUCCAAAUGCACCGGCUGUGUCCUAUGUUCCAUUGAUUUCAAGGAAAAAUUACUGCUGCUUAGACCACGACAGGUGUGACGGCAGUGCACUAGCAACAAGCAAAACAAAACAGGGUUAACAGCCACACGUGAGCUGAUUUGCUAUGCUGCGUUCGAGGCAAAAUACAAAGUUAUGAUUUCUGUCCUGCUUCAAACUGAUUAGCAGAACUUUUCAAUUUCCCCCAAAUCAGCACUUAGAAUUUCAAUAGACUUACUGAAAACUGCUUCUCUCUCAUUUUAUAUGAAGCAUUAAUAAAAGCACUUGCACGAUGACAUAUUAACAUGUUUAGACUCUAAGCAUCAAAGCACUGGACUGUGAGCCCCCUUCAGCCCCUCCAGCCUACUUCAAUCUACUGAAUUACAUUCAAUUUUUAUGUGCUGUAUUUUUGUAUGUGUGUGGCGGGGGAAGGGGGAAGCAUCAUGGUGUAGAAACCUGCACUUUGCUGCCCAUUUAAAAAUGGGCAGGGAGUGAAACAGUCUGCUCAGAUCUGUGCUGGUAAUAUGAGGGCAAAAACUUUGCCCCUAAAUGGUCAGUAGUGUUUUUCACCAAGCCAUGAAACUGUUUCUCCAUAGUGUUGAGUGAUACUGUGAUUAAAAUGUUAUUGAAUUAUUCCAAGAUUUCUUUUGUCUUUAUUCUGUCAUUGAUUCCUAUUACCACUUUUGGAAAAAAGAAAGAAAAAGAUAGAAAAAAAAAAGGCAGCUCUGAUUUCCAAAUGUGCAAUUCACAUGUGAACAAAGUAAUUUUGAAGAUGUUUCUCAAUGUAUUUUACAUUCUCAUUGCUCUCUUGAAAGCAAGAGAUGUUCUGCCCUGAUGUCAUUUCCAGCCUGCAGAAGAUGUAAUUUAAAACAUAUAUAUAUUGUGCUUGCAAGAAUCAUAAAUCCGUGCAUCCUAUGUCAUUCUUUCUCCCAUUGUUACAAUACAGAUUUGAUUUAGUUUUUUUUUUCCUUUAGGACUGUAUAGUGUUUUUUUAAAAAAAAAUCAAUUGUAAAUGUCUGGUUUUCAUAAAAUGUUUAAAAAACAUUGAGAAAGAGGAUGGUGCUUGUUCCAUAUCAUUCUUGAUUGUAUAUUGCUUCUGUUAUGUUUAUAAGUAAACUGUGCAUGACUUGUGUUUAGCAGUCAUUAUUGUGUCUGUUUGUGAAAUUUUUAUUAAAAAGAAAAAAAAUUCCGUAGAUGCACUUAUUGUAUAUGUGAUUAGGUUUUGCGUCCAAGGCUAGAAGCCUUGAACUGCCAAGGAGGAAAAAAAAAGAAAAAGAGGUGGCAGUUAUUAAUUAAUAUGAAAUCGCUUUGUUGGGAGCAUAAUGAAAUAAAAAGAAAUGAAGUGUAGAAAAUAAUUAAAAAAGCGAUUUUACAAAUUUCAUUUUGAUGCUUGUGAUAAAAGACAAAUGUACUUGUGUAGAGAAAUUCCUUUAAAAUAAUGACUAGGAAAGCUGAUUUUGAGGUUAAUGCUGUAGAAUAGGAAUGUAUACCAAAUGUAAUCUUUCCAAUGCUACAAUGAAUUUAUACAUGAGAUUGAUAUGCAAUAAACCUGUGUGCUUUUCUAA